Molecule: messenger RNA, 4741 nt
Organism: Sus scrofa (pig)
Lineage: Eukaryota; Metazoa; Chordata; Mammalia; Artiodactyla; Suidae
Gene: ADO
Product: 2-aminoethanethiol dioxygenase
Cellular component (GO): mitochondrion
Molecular function (GO): oxidoreductase activity, acting on single donors with incorporation of molecular oxygen, incorporation of two atoms of oxygen
Source: RefSeq, a predicted model, not a curated record
GCCUCCUUCCCAGGGCUAAGGCCACAGGAAAGCGACCUUGGUUGAUUGACCAGGCCCGGGCGGCGCCAGAAGGUUAACGACCCUCUUGCCCUGUUCCUUGAGGCGGCCAAGAGCCUUCACCACACAACAGGCCAGCUGCCGGAAGUGCGUCACCCCAACCUGCUGGGGAAUGCUGGGAGAUGUAGUGAACUGGCUACUUCUCUUAUACCCCAACUUUUUCUUCAAACAGCAAACACCAUGGAACCGUAAUGAAGGUAGCUCUUAACACCAACAAAUCUAAUCCGUCCUUUUUCCAGCUGACAAAGAGAACUCUCUCAGAGCGCAUGCGGAAUAUCAGACUACAAGUCCCAGGAUGCUCUGCAAGGCACCAGGUCCGCCUGGCUACCGCCGUAGGUGCGGGCCGCAUGAAUGGAGCUUCGGGCGUAAGGCAAAGCCCAAGACCGUCUGCGCGGCCGGUACCUGCUCCCGGAGCGUGAGUGCUGGGUGUGGGCCGUGCGCGUGCGCGCUCAAAGGGGGCGCAAGGCGGGCGCGUCCGGCCGUUGCGGGCGUGUGGCUGCUGGGGUAGGCGGCUGUAGUGCCGCGCGCCCGACUGGCCGGGAGUUGCGGGGCCUUCUGCCUCGCGCGGAGCUGCGGGCAGCCGUGGCGGCCGCCGGGGACCGCAAGGGGCGAAGGAAAGCUGGGGGCGGAGGGGGCCGGCCUCGGCAUGCGGAGGAACAGCAGAGCAUGCCCCGAGACAACAUGGCCUCCCUGAUCCAACGGAUCGCCCGCCAGGCAUGCCUCACCUUCCGGGGCAGCGGGGGCGGCCGCAGCUCUUCCGAUCGCGGCGCGGCGCCAGGCCCUGAGGCGCCUGUGCCGCAGGGCUUCCCGGAGAACCUGAGCAAGCUGAAGAGCCUGCUGACACAGGUCCGCGCAGAGGACCUGAACAUCUCCCCGCGCAAGGCCACGCUGCAGCCGUUGCCACCCAACCUGCCGCCCGUCACCUAUAUGCACAUCUACGAGACUGACGGCUUCAGCCUCGGCGUGUUCUUGCUUAAGAGCGGCACAUCCAUCCCGCUCCACGACCACCCUGGCAUGCAUGGCAUGCUCAAGGUGCUCUAUGGCACCGUGCGCAUCAGCUGCAUGGACAAGCUGGAGGCAGGCAGCGGGCAACGGCCGCGGGCCCCGCCACCAGAGCAGCAGUUCGAACCGCCGCUGCUGGCCCGGGAGCGGGACGCGGUGCGGCCGGGAGUGCUGCGCUCGCGGGCCGAGUACACUGAGGCCAGCGGUCCCUGCGUCCUCACGCCGCACCGGGACAACCUGCACCAGAUCGACGCUGUGGAUGGGCCUGCCGCCUUCUUGGAUAUCCUGGCCCCGCCCUACGACCCGGACGACGGCCGGGACUGUCACUAUUACCGGGUGCUGGAGCCUGUCAGGGCCAAAGAGGCCUCCGACUCGGCCUGUGACCUGCCCCGAGAGGUGUGGCUUCUGGAGACCCCGCAGGCCGAUGACUUUUGGUGCGAGGGGGAGCCCUAUCCAGGUCCCAGGGUCUUCCCUUGAAGCCGCCGGCGCCCGGGAAUGGUGGGCCGAAGACACGCCCUACUCAGAUCUGGGCCUGGCUGGCUGCGACCACCAUAAGGGCUCUCUUCCUACCCCCAGGCAUGAGCGUUGGAUCUACUGGAACUGGCUGUAGCCGCUUCCUCAGGAGCCUGGGGAAGCGCAGGCGACUGGACUGCAGCCACCCGGCACGGUUAUGGGGGCGGGAUAGGCGGGGAAGCUAGGUUGUUUCCUGGUUUCCCGGCUCUGUCACUGCCACCCGGGUUUUGAAGGGGGGCGGGGGGCAGGGGACUUAUCUGCAGCGCUUCCAUCCUAAAGCCAUAAUGAAAAUUUUCUUUACCCCAUCGUAUACAAAAUACACUAAAUAGUUUUCUCCGCCCCCUCUUUGGGUAAAUAGGGUUUGUGUUCCACUUACGUCCUUACACCCUUUUACUCCUUACUGUUACAGUUCUAACGUAAUGACUGCAUGACCCAGUGGUUUGAAUUGUUUUUAGUUCAAGUCAUGGGUAAAAACUAGGUUUAAAGAGAUGAGCUACUAUUUAAAGUGAGCUGUCCGGCGUAAUUAAUUCAUUGUGAAAAUUAAAUCCGUUUUACUGGAGUUGGGGGAUUAACCUCCAAAAAUAACUAUGCAUAUAGAGGUCAAGAUUUAUUUUCUUCCUCCCCUUGUCCAGUAACCACACCCGGUUUACUCCGGCAGCAUCUACUAAGAAAUUCAGCACCUUCAUAUCUCAGUGACAAAUGAUCACUUAGAGCUUAUCUUCCCCAUCAGUCUCCAGGUCUCUGAGUUGAGCAGAUUCCUUGUUGCAGAUUCACUUUUAAUGCAAAAACUAUAUUAUCCUCAAGUGACUUUUUUUUUUUUUGUCUUAAUGUACUUUAAGAAGUAUUAGGGUAAUUCUCUAUUUUCUAAACAGAAGAUUCAGAGGAGCUGAAUCUGUAUGCUUCCAAACAACUGAAUGUAAAACACCCGUAGCCAGCUGUUGAAUUCUGUGCCCUUAUUUACUUCCAGUAUUUUCCUGCAAAAGUAGGGGAAAAUGUUGAUGACUGAGAUUCUCUCAGGAGCUCGACAGAGGGCUGGUGGUUCUGACUGUGUUGUUGGUGGCAGUGUUCUCAGAAUCCUUUCCCUCAAAUAGCAGAGCCAGUGCUUGCUUCAUCUAUGGUGGAUUUUCUGCAGAAAGAGAAAAGGCACAGAUGAUUAAAACUAGAGAAUUAGCUCUACUGCUGGCCAUUUUCAAGUACCAGAACUUGAGACGAAACAGUUCCCACUCCCAAUUUCUUGAACUGUUGUGCUAUUUGUGACUAGUUUUAUUUUUGUCCUUUUAAUAGGCUGAGCAGCUUUACCUUGUUUACAGUGUAUUGACACCAUUUGCUUCAGGCCAUGGAGCACUCUUGUUUCUCCCUUUUUACUAUUUAUAGGAUUCCUUUUUUCACAAAACUUUUAAUAAAAACAAACUGUAGAAAUAAACAUUAAAAUUUUCCCAGCUGUCGUCUAAGCCCUCUUGAUUGACUUGCCCAUGUGGCAAUUGAGUUCUAAUAUCUCUAAUAAAGGGAGAUUUGCUAUUGGUGGAAAGUGUUGACCCUGUAAGGAAGUGUAUGUGCCUUUGCCUCUUUUUGCAUACGGGGUUACAGAGGCCUAGAGUGAAGGAAUAUUUGUUCCCAAAUUUAAAAAUAGAAUGAAAAGGCAAAUUCUUAAAAAUUUUAUAAAAAAAAACAAAAUGAAACAUGCUAUCCAUUCUGUUUUAAAAUUUGACAUAGGCAUAAUACAUUUCUUCCAGGUUUGCUAAAAUUGUUUUAUGGUAGUGUCAUAUUUUGGUGUGGUUUAAUAUAUACCUUAGGGGCAGUUUGAGGCAGUUCCUCAUGCCAUUCAGUUUGAAAUUAAAUUUUCAAUAUGCGAAUAAUGGUUUUAUUUUUAAAAAAUUUAAAAUUUUUCACAAAAUGGGUUUUUUUCAAACCACAGUGAUGAAUGUGUGUGAUUAUCAAUCACAUAUCUACCUGUUUGGAAUUGCAUUGUAGCAAAAAGUUGACUAACUUGUCACGAUUGUUGAUAGUGAUGUAUAAUAAUACAACCUGGAGUAAAUUACCUACAAAAAUUCAUUCUGGCAGUAGGACAGUAAUAAAGGAGGAAUUGUUUUUCCAAACUUUAUUGUGAAAAAUUUUGAAGUCCUCACGUACAAGCAAAUUGAAUGAAAAAGACUAAGGUGCUUUUCAAAAGACUAACUGAAAUCAUCACAGGCCAAAACAGCAAUAUCUGUUUAAUUUAGUUCAAUAAGAACAGUGAAUCUUUUUGUUCACUAACGAGUUCUGAGUCAAUUAGUGGUAAAAACAAAAUUAACUUGUUUUAGUGAGCCACUGUUAUUACAAAGACAAAACGUGGUGCAGAAAAUCUUUGCACCUUUCUGCAUAAACUGUUAGACAUGACUUUGCUGCUGUUGUGUUUCCAGAUAUUCCUGCAAUAUGGGUGACAACUGUGGGAAAAGAUUGUCUUCUCCUACGGAGACUAGUGAGCACAAUGAUACUAACCACUUAACUUUGCUGUUGAGUAACAAAUGCAAUAAUUGCCUCUCAUGGUGAAAAGUUGUCUAAUACUCCUAAAGUUUUUUAAUUCUCUGGGUUAUAUCACUGGAGAGUAUUGUGUAUCUACCUACUAUUUUAAUGGGAAUUGAUUUUUUAUUAAGCCUGAUUUACAUGGAUUGAGUUUAUACCACUGCUGUUUAUCAAUGAAAAACGGUGAAAGUAAUGUGCGUUUGUCAGCAGGAAUGGGUUUUCUGGCCUCUUAACCCUAACAGCCCUUAACUUCUUCCCAAAUGCACACCUUUUAUUACUUCUUCUGCAUUGUCGCCUUGUAGGUGCCUUUCUGUAGGCAUCUCAGGAGGACUCUCAUCACUCAUCUAUUACAAAUGACUUGGAAUCUUGUGCUCUAGCUCUACUGCUCAAGGAAGAAGCAAUAUAUCUUUAAUUCAGGGCUCUGCCCAUUGCUAUUCAACUCUAACCUGAGAGCAGUGCCACUCCUGUAACUCCAGUGUUCUGAAUUCAGGACUUCAGGUUUCAAACAGAAACUGACCAUUGAUCAUAACCCUGCAAUGUGUGUCAAAGAAGGAAAUCAUUUGUUGAGUUCCAUAUAGUUGCUGAAUCUUCUGAUCCAGGGAUAUUUACAUUUCUGGAUUAAAAUCAGUGUACUUAUGGAAAAUAAAGGAAUGUUUGAAAUUGUGUA